UCGUAAACUGUUUAUAUCUGUCGUAGUUGUCCUGUCAGGCAGCAUGAAACCCAUGUGAGGAAUGUUCUUUCUAUCCACUGUAGCUCUACACUCCGCUGUGGCCCCUCUGCAGUGUGUAACAGCGCAGUCAUGGCAUCACUUCUCCUUCCUCCGCUCUCCAUCCCGGCGUCAUGUGAACGGGGAUCACGGUGCUUUCUCUCUUUUUAGACUUAAUACUACCUCUCCUCCUCCGCUUCCUUUUACCUCCCCCUUUUCAAGAUCCUUCGUCAGAGCUGACGUCCUCUCCCCCGGUUCUGCCCCGGUGGUGGGGUCGUGUCUGUGAACCAGCUGCCUCUCCACGGUUUCUUCAGAACCGGCGGAGGAUGAGUGAGCAAAGCAAGGGCUCAGCAUCUGCCUCUGCCACGGCCCCGGCACCGGGCUCGGACACCUACAAAGGCUGGCUUUUUAAAUGGACCAACUACCUGAAAGGCUACCAGCGGCGGUGGUUUGUCCUCAGCAAUGGACUGCUGUCGUAUUACAGGACGCAGGCAGAGAUGGCCCACACAUGUCGUGGAACAAUAAACUUGGCUACAGCCCACAUUGACACAGAGGAUGCCUGCAACAUUGUCCUGAGCAGCGGGGGUCGCACCUACCACCUGAAGGCGAGCACAGAAGUGGAGCGGCAGAGAUGGGUCACGGCGCUGGAGUUGGCCAAAGCUAAAGCCAUUCGAAUGAUGAAUGACCAGUCAGAUGACUCAGGGGACGAGGAGCCGACAUCCCAGUCAGACCGCAGCGAGAUCCAGGGAACUCUCAAGAUCCUGGUCAGCAAGCUCGAUGACCUCAGCACAUGUAACGACCUCAUCGCCAAGCACGGGGCGGCCCUGCAGCGCUCACUGAGUGAGCUGGAGGGUCUGAUCCCGGUGGAGGGAGGAGAGAAGAUCAAGGCCAUCAAUGAACUAGCCACUCUUUUCAGGAUCACUUCCAAUGCUAUGAUCAAUGCGUGUCGAGACUUCUUGGACCUAGCAGAGACCCACAGCAGGAGAUGGCAGCGGGAGCUGCAGUAUGAGCGCGAGCAGCGUACACACCUAGAGGAAACCAUUGAGCAGUUAGCUAAACAGCAUAACAGCCUGGAGCGAGCGUGGAGAGAAGCACCCACGCUUGUUUCCAGUGCCCCCAGUGCCCCCAACACCAACAAAGUCUGCAUGACUGUAUGCACUGAGAAAUAUGUUUCAGGAAGCGAGAGGCCACUCAAAGAAGAAGCAAGUGACGAAGAUGAAGAUACAGAGUUUUUUGAUGCCAUGGAGGAUUCCCCUGCGUUUAUCACAGUGACAACCACAGAGAACACUCAGCACAGGCGUUCUCAAAGUAAUCUGAGUGGAACGAGCGAAGGUCACCCCAACGACUGGAACCAGGACAACCAUAUGUCUCCAGGUUGUAACGAUGUGUCGGGGAAGGAGUUGCAGCCUUGCAGACAUAGGCGAACUCAUAUUCCUGACAAGCCCAACUACUCCCUGAAUUUAUGGAGCAUCAUGAAGAACUGCAUUGGCAAGGAGCUCUCCAAGAUUCCUAUGCCUGUUAACUUCAAUGAGCCUCUGUCAAUGCUGCAGCGUCUCACUGAAGACCUUGAGUACCAUGAGCUUCUGGACAAGGCAGCACGAUGUGACUCCUCCCUGGAGCAGAUGUGCCUGGUCGCUGCCUUCUCCGUAUCUUCCUACUCCACCACAGUCCAUCGCACAGCCAAGCCCUUCAAUCCCCUCCUGGGCGAGACAUAUGAGCUUGAUCGCCUGGAAGAGUUUGGCUACCGCUCACUGUGUGAGCAGGUGAGCCAUCACCCUCCCGCUGCUGCACAUCACGUGAUUUCCCAACGAGGCUGGACCCUGUGGCAGGAGAUCACAAUUGCCAGCAAGUUUCGUGGCAAAUACCUCUCCAUCAUGCCUCUGGGUACCAUUCAUCUGCACUUCCACUCCAGUGGGAACCACUAUGUUUGGAGAAAGGUCACUUCCACGGUACACAACAUCAUUGUGGGCAAGCUGUGGAUUGACCAGUCUGGCGACAUUGAGAUUGUUAAUCAGAGGACAAAGGAGACUUGUCAACUCAAGUUCUCUCCCUACAGUUAUUUCUCCAGGGACGUUCCACGCAAGGUGACAGGUGUAGUGACAGACAGCGAUGGUCAGGCUCACUACAUCCUCUCUGGUACAUGGGAUGAUAAGAUGGAAAGUGCCAAGAUCAUUCACAGCAGCAGGGGGGGCAGUGUUUUAGAGGGCAAGCAGAAGACUGUCUAUCAGACUCUGUCCCCCAAACUGCUGUGGAAAAAAUACCCUUUACCGGAAAAUGCAGAGAAUAUGUACCACUUCUCUGCACUGGCUCUGACCCUGAAUGAGCCAGAGGAAGGCGUUGGACCGACAGACAGCCGUCUGAGACCAGACCAGAGACUGAUGGAAGACGGACGAUGGGACGAGGCCAACUCGGAAAAACAGAGACUAGAGGAGAAGCAGAGAGCAGCGAGACGGAGGAGGGAAGCAGAGGCCUCGGAUGCGACAGAUGAAGGCAGAGAAUAUGAAGGCUAUCAGCCAUUAUGGUUCCACCAGAGGAGAAACUCAAUCACUGGAGAGACAACCUUUGUGUACAAGGGAGAUUACUGGGAGACGAAGGAGAGACAGGACUGGAGCAUGUGUCCUGACAUCUUCUAACCCAGGAACUGUCACACCUCACCUCAGUGGACAGGGAAAUGGUUAUGGCCUCUUUGCUUUACGCAGUAGAGUCUAGUUGGCUCGUAAGCAGUACAUGGACUAUUGUGGAAUGUGACAAUGCAAUUGUGUAUGUUUCCACACAUUCUUCAAUUUCGGAUUACACUGUACCUCCAAAUGUACACCUGCACUCUGUUUUUACUGUCGGGGGACAAGAAGGAGCAGCCGGGUAGUUUGCCCCUUUUUUAGUCCUGACUCUGAAACAGUAUUUAGAAUGUGUGGUUAUGACAUCACACAACGAAUGCGCCUACAUACUACCCAUGUCACACUUUGCUGUUAUUACCGCAAUUCCUAAGUUUUCAAACUGGGUAGAAACCCAAAUCAAAAAUACAAUACAAUUGUAGACUAGGAUGAAGUAGAGUCUUAGAAACACACUCAGUGCUUUAGUACUAAAAAGAUAUUCAAACUCAUUUCCUGUCUUGUAUACAAUAAUUGAGGUUGGGUUAGAGUCUACUGGUCGAUGCAGGAGAAAGCUCACACCUGGAAAAGGUCUGCUGUUGAAUUUACAGAACAAUAUAAGUAAUGUUACUUUAACCUAAACUGUGAAUGAAUCUGGUCCAUCUUUUAAAUCUUACCUUAUUUUAAAUGUCAUUUUUAAUUCCCAUUAGUUCUCACAUACAAUUUAAACAAACAGUUUUAUCUACAACCAUUUAAUGUUAUUUGGCUUUUAAGGUUGGCAGACAAAUGAAAGGACAAACUUUAGGAAAAAAAGAAAGUGUUGGGGUAAGAUAUGUUUUUUUUUUAGUUAUCUCAAAAGUUAAAUGUGGUUGAAUACAUCUCAACUAAAUUAUUUAUUAUGUUAAUGAUAUAUCUUAGCAGUCUGUUUUCACAGUACAAAUGCAGUACAUUUAUUUUCUUUAAACAGGUUUAGCAGCAGUGCAGAAAUGCAUUUUUAUUGGUAGAAAUGUUGUGACUCUACUCGAGGUAAACGUGAGUACAUGUUUGUCUGUUUAUGAGCAGAUCAGUAUUAAGUACAUGCCAUGUAAAAACACAAACUGGACAUCUUUCGCUGUAGGACUGCAUCAAAGGAUGCCAAAGGAACAAUCUGUUCAUUUUCGACACAUUGUUUGACUGAGUUCACUCAUUCAGAAGAACAAAAACACUUCAUUUGUCAAAAUAUUUUUUGCUAUGUGCUACGCAAGAUAAACAGGUUGCUUUGAGGUUGCAGUUAUAUGUGUAAUUUUAUUACAAGUGUAAGUGUAAUUUAAAGGAACAGUGUUAACCUUGUGCAGCUGCAACCAACCAAAUAGUAAUGUUUCUCUUUAGAUUAAACUUCUCAACAUUUUAAUUAAACACAUACAGUUGUUUCCUAUAAAGAACCAGUUAAUGUUGCACAGCGUUUAUGAUGAUGUUUUGAGCAUAGAUAUUGUAACAGUAGAAUGCGCUCACACACAGUAGAAUAACCCAGUCUAUGUGGAACCAUGUUGUCUAUGAAAUCUCCACGAAAGACCUGAACACACUUGUUUCACUGUGAUUGUACAUUAGGUCAGGUCUGUGUAUUCAGUUCCUGUAAAGCUGGCUUCAUCCUUGAUGAACAUUUUACAAGGCUUUGUUCUACUUCGGCAUGUUAUGUUAUUAAGUCUGCACCAAACUCACAGAAACUUUCAGUACUACUCACCCGAUGCACUCUUGGUGUCUAAAAGUUUCUCUGGACAGCUCCUUUUUCAGUAUCUCUUCCUGAGACUGGAGAGGCUUCUUGAGAGUGAUUUUAGCUGACUGGAGCUCAGGGCCGGUUCCUGCUCCAAAGGCUUUACAGCAGAGGAUUCACCCAGCUGCAGCUCCAGACUCACUGCUCCUCACCUGUGUAGACCUUUGAAUGAGUGUUUGUAGACAUGCUGAUCUGGGAUCAGCUUACAAGGAUACCCUCAGUCUUAGGCCUUAAAUUGACUGAAGAAGGGAAGCAGUUCUCCCACUUGUGCACUACAUGUCUAUGUUGACAUCUAGGGUUAAAAAAAAUACAAAAACUAGUUAGUAUUUUUUUGUAAUUACUCUUAGAAGUCAUGAGGCUGGAGGUGUGUAUCUGCUGUUUGUCUAUUUCUGUGAAUAGUUUGUGAUAAAUGACAAUAUUGUAAAGUUAGGAAUAACAUAUUCUAAUCUGAGUGUUAAAUUAUCUGUACAGUAUCUUUGAAAUCUGAAAAAGAUUAACUGACGAGCCCCGAGGAUUUCAAGUUUUGAGUUUCAAACUUGAUGAUAUCGUUGAAUAUCUAAGGUAAUCAAAAAUAAAACGGCUCAGUGUUGAACAUUUAUAUUUUCAUAACCCCCUAAAAUGAACUUGAACUUGUCCCUGAUACUGUCACAAGUGUCCAUCAGUCAUCACUCCCUCACAUGCGUAGGCCAUAGUGAUGUUUAAAAUUGACUAGAAAUGACAAAACCCUCCAUUUUUCCAUAUUUCACCUGUUUUGAGAUGAGCUCUUGAGGUGACAGUGUUAGUGUUAAUGAUUUGAUGACAAAGGACGACUGUAUUAUGAAAAGGCUUCUUUAUCUAGUCACACAAAAGAUUGUGGUGCGUGUCUUUUUUAAACAUGAGAUUGUCGUGAGCACAGACUAUUUAUCAUAUAAGCAUUUACUUCUGUUCCUGUAAGCAUAAAAGCUUUUGAGGAGUGACAUGGCAGCAGAAUAGUUUAUUUUUUCUAUUAAGAAAACUCAGUUUGCAUCGUUUUCUGUUGUGACACAACUUGAAAACAAACGUGUUGAAAGUUUGCCCUAUUCUUCGAACGAUCAAAAUAAAGUUGACGAAAGAUUUACAUUCAUAUAUUGUGUUUGAGAUGAUUUUAUACUUGAGAGUACAUAUUAUAUUUUGAAUGAUGAUGAAGAGCUCACCAUAUGUUGUAGCCUAUAUAUAUAUAUAUAUUUACUGAUGACGUGACCGCAGCACCUGAUGGCGACUUGCUUGUUGUGGUGACUAUGUGUCAGCUGUAGCAAUAAUGCAGUGAGGUGUUGGUUUCUCAGUCCAUGGCUGUUGUUGCUACAAACUGUUGUUUCGAUCACACAGCGAAGGGUGAAAACAACCAAAGUUUACUGGAGAGUGCACUGUAGAUUAAAUAAGUACCUGCUCACCUGCCUUUCUGCGUCUGAAGGAUCUCAUUUAAACUCCCUCUCACUCUUUCACUUCAUCUCCACCAUCACUCAAUGUCACUGUGGUGUAGGUCUAGUUUUAAUUCUUAAGCUUUUCUUCUCCGUUUUUGAUUUCUGUCUUCUCAUGGGUGCCAUUAUUCUUACAUUGUUGUUUUCUUUCUGUCUGGAUGAAUAAUUGUUGGAUCUUUGUGCAUGUAUGUUGCACAUGUCCCCUCUCAUGUGAUGCUGCUUAGUUUUGAGGCAGGGGUUCAUUAAUGAGAUUAAAGACGAGAUUGUUGCCUUGUCGAAUGUGAACCCUGCUUCUUCUCACUUCCCUCACUUCUGUGACUUACGUUUUGUUUGUUCGUUUUCUUUUUUGAGAAAGUUAGAACUGUUUGUGAGGAUGUGUUUACUACAUGUCAACAACAGUCUAAUGCAGAAGGCCAAAGGGGCUUGACCAGCCUGGACUACUAUUACAUCCCGAACACAUGUGUGAAAUCACAGGUCACUGCAGAUUGAACUGAAGAUAUCUGAUUACUGUUUCUUUUUCAAUCUUUUUUUUUUUGUUCCUUGAUUUAUACUUGUAACACCAUCUUUACAAACAAAGACACCACUGAAUAAGGAUAAUAAAAUUGGUUUGGUUGUCA
This is a messenger RNA of Cynoglossus semilaevis (tongue sole), 6427 nucleotides long. RefSeq names its product oxysterol-binding protein 2-like. Gene Ontology annotation, cellular component: cytosol; perinuclear endoplasmic reticulum; plasma membrane. The transcript is spliced from 14 exons. Gene Ontology annotation, molecular function: cholesterol binding. The record is from RefSeq and is a predicted model, not a curated record. The coding region runs from base 363 to 2669 and encodes 768 amino acids. Lineage: Eukaryota; Metazoa; Chordata; Actinopteri; Pleuronectiformes; Cynoglossidae.